Messenger RNA from Dictyostelium purpureum, 2733 nucleotides. RefSeq lists its product as uncharacterized. The transcript has 4 exons. Gene Ontology annotation, cellular component: plasma membrane; phagocytic vesicle. The record is from RefSeq and is a predicted model, not a curated record. Gene Ontology annotation, biological process: pinocytosis. NCBI's taxonomy places the organism in Eukaryota, Evosea, Eumycetozoa, Dictyosteliales, Dictyosteliaceae. The coding region runs from base 21 to 2684 and encodes 887 amino acids.
AAUAUUAUUAAUAUUUAAUAAUGAAAUAUAUAAAUUAUUACAUAAUAUUUUUUUUAUUUUAUAUAAAUUUAUGUAUUAUCUUUUCAUUUGCAAAUGAUGAACCUACACAAAUAUUAAAUUCAAUUCAAAACAAAACAGCAAAUGAAAUCAUAUCGUUAUUCGAAGGUAAACAUGUAGAAGACCCGUGCUCACAUGCUUUUUUUAAAUGUAGGAAUAUACAUAACAAUAAUGAUAAAGAUAAAGAUGAUGAAAAAAAUAAAAAAGAUGAAAAUGAUAAAGAUGACUCUUACUAUACAGUUUCUAGUAUAACAUUACCCGUACCAAAAUAUAACAUUGAUUUUAUAAAUAUCACAAUUGACUUAACUGUAUUUCAAGAUUUAGAAACUAUAAAAAUAAGAGGUGAUGCAAAAAUAUUACUACCCGCAAAUUUUUAUAACAAUUUAGAUAAAUUUAAAAAAAUUAGAAAAAUAGUUUCAUACUAUCAAUUUUCAUCAAUUAAAGAAUCUAUUGUUAUUCCAUCCAGCCUAUCAGUCUAUAGAGUUAAUUAUGUUGCUGCAAAAUUUAGUAAUAAUUUUUUUAGUUCUUCAAUUUCUAGAAUCGAAUUUAAUAGAUCUUUAGAUGGUUUUGAACUUCCCAAAGAGUUUACUGACAAUGAACAUUUAGAAACUAUAACUUUGCCACUAUCCUUAAUAUCCCCGGACUUACCAAAAAAUGGUAAGGGUUUACCAAAAUUAACCUCUUUAACUAUUAUGGUUGAUGUAGAGAAUAAAAAACAAGAUUUUAAUUUCCCAUCCCUUGAAGAAUUUCCAAAUCUAAUUAAACUUUCAAUUUCAUCAUCAUGGGGUAAAGAAAAAAGACUAUAUCAAUUACCAAGCUUUAAACAUAUGGAAAAUUUAAAACAACUUUAUAUAUAUGGCGAUCUCUUUUAUUCAUCAAAUAGCUCCUCUGUUUUAAACCUUUCAAAACAACACAACUUUAAAUCACUAGAAUUAUGGAAUUGUUUCUUUUUAACCAAUUGUAGUAGCUAUCCAUGUAUCAAGUUUUCAAAUGACACUGAGAAUGUGUCGGUUUCAACUACCCUCACUCAAUUUAAUAUGUCUUUAAUAAACUAUGACAUAGUUAAAACUUUAAAAGUUAGUCGUAAUAUGCUAGAGCAACCUCUUCCAGAAUUUCCACCCAAUAAACUUAUUAAUUUUCAUUUAUACAAUUCGAAAAUAUCAGACUCAAUCCCAGCCUCAUAUUGCGGAAGAUCAUUUAAUAUUUCAAAUAAUGAAAUGAUUGGAUUUGUACCAGAAUGCUUCUUGUGUGAAAAACCAAAUAAUGCUAUUUAUCAAGGAAACUACUUCAAAAACUAUGAUGAUAGCUACAAGCCUACAUGUCCAAAUUUCAAAAUUAAUGAUAUGGUAAACAUCCCAAUAAUUAAAACUGAUGGUAGCGAUGGAAUCAUAAUAUCAGGUACCGAUAUAGGUUAUGGAAUAUCAACUCAGUAUGACUAUAUUGUCUUAAUUCCAAAUAAAAAGAUUGAAAUUUUCCCUGGUAAAGGAAUUGGUUUAUCAAAAGUCAUCAAAAUUAAUUUUUUCUACAACCCAAGCUAUGAUUAUAAUUUAAAGUAUCAAUAUGAAAAUCCAAUUAUAAACUUUUACAACACUAGCACAAUAAACAAUAUUACUUUUAUUAUAUUAUCAGGUAAUGGUUUCAACUAUAUCACAGAUAAUCAAUUUUAUAUAAAUGGAAAUUGUUUUAUUAGUAGCAUUGCAAAAGAUGGUACCUCAACAAUAGUUUUUGGCAAUGAUGAUGGUCAGAGUAUCAGAGCUACAGAUAAUUCCACUAAUCCUUUCGAAUCGAUGAAAAAUGGGGAAGAUUUUGAAAUCUAUACAGUGGUAGGUGAUCAAAAAUCAAAUCCUGUUACCUUUAUUUAUUUAAAAGAAGAUCUGGAAAUAAACACCACUGUUAUUUCAGGGGAAAGAUUGAAUAUACAGGGUGGUGAAGCUACUUUCGGGGGUUCAUUCCAUACAUCAAAUCAAACUUUAGUAUCUCUUAAAAUCAAUGAUCAAUUAUGUAAAGUUAUAAAAUUAACAAAAUCAUCCAUUACAAUCAAAUAUCCAUCUGUCCCAAAGGCCGGAAACUAUUCUUUGGUUUUAAAUGUAGGAGGCAAUUUAUUAAAAACAAAUAUUCUCUUUGACAAAAGCGAUAGUUCUUCAGAAUCAACUCAUUCCGAUUCUAAUCAUAAAUCCAAAGGUAGUAGUGAACAUCGCGAUUCCAGCAAAUCAUCCGAAUCAAAUAAAAACUCUUCUUCCCAUAAUAAUAAAAAUGAUAGUGGCUCUACUAACGACUCCAAUGAUUUCUUCCCAACUAAUAAACCAACUCGUACUCCCUCAGUAACACCACAACCUUCUGAAAAUAGUAAAUCGCAUGAAAACAUAAUUACCACAACACCCUCGCCAACAUCACCAUCAGAUAAUAGUUCAAGAAAAGGUACAAUUGUUUCAGCAGUUUUUAUUAUUAUAUCAAUAUUAGCAAUAACCUCAUUUAUACUAUAUAAAAAACCAGAUUUAAGAAAUAAAAUAUUUAAAAAAUUGGGAAUUAUUGGUGGAAAUAGAUAUUCAAUGUUAUCAAGAAAUAUGAUUCCAAAUUCAUUUGAAGAUAUAGAUGACUAUGAAAAUGAAUUAGAUGAAUUUUUAUAAAAAAAAAUAAAAAAUAAAGAUACAACCAAAAAACAUUAUUUGUAUAUUU